Molecule: messenger RNA, 1764 nt
Organism: Salmo salar (Atlantic salmon)
Lineage: Eukaryota; Metazoa; Chordata; Actinopteri; Salmoniformes; Salmonidae
Biological process (GO): regulation of signal transduction
Molecular function (GO): protein phosphatase inhibitor activity
Source: RefSeq, a predicted model, not a curated record
AUUGAUACAUCCAUUAUUUAGGUACCCGCUAUUCAAUCACAACAUCAGCGAAUAAACCACUGGUAUUCAUUUUUACAGUUAAUCAAAACUUGUAUCAACCUACCUUUGUUUUUGUAAGCACUUAAGACAACACAAAAACACAACACGAAGGGCUACAAAGCUGCCAUUUUUAUUGGCGGAAGUAAAUACUGAAAACAGAGACGUACAAGCAGAAAAAAUCGGUCCCCGCGACGUAAUGGCUAGAAAGGUCCUGCCAUCUAGCGAACAUCGGCUGAACGUCAGCUACAUGGUCUAAAAUAUAAAUGUUCUUCGUUUGCAAGUGUUUCUUGAGAAGAAAUCACGGUACCCAAAACCAAAGAGACUACAAAAGAUAAAGUACAUUAAAAAAAGUAGUUAAACUUCAUUUUCCUCGUACUUUCUUUAUUACAUCACAACCCUUCUAUUGCGUCACUACAGAAUUACAUGGCUCAGUCAUUGUGACAGCUAACACGCUUUUUUGUUGAGAUCAAAUCAAUCAAUUAACCAUUUUAACGGAAAGUGACCUUCAACCGAAUGAGGUGUCACAUGCAAUGACAGACUCUGGUGCUGGAUCAUCAUUGAUGACCCUGAGAGGCAUUCUGAAGAAUUCUCAUCCAUCUGAUGAACCAGAGCUUUUAGUUCACAAUCCCGACUGCCCCCUGAGCUGCCAGUCCCUGUCCCAGCUGCAGUGCCACCUCAGCCUUGGUUCCAACUCAGCAUCACUAUCCAACCCAAGCAUGCCCCUCAAAGGCAUCCUCAGGACCAGCAUCAGCUCUGGGGUGACGGAAACACAGAAAGAUUGUAACAGUUCUAAAUUUCGGAAGAGACAGAGAUGGGACGAGGGCAACAUCCUAGCCACUAGCUGUCACUCCUGGCUGAUGCCUGUGUCAGGGAGUAAGGAUGUCAAACCUGGGCCUCAUCUGUGUAGUGUCACCAUGUUGGAUGGAGGUGCAGGCACCAGUACAUCAGGAGAACAGAUAUGUCUGUGUAUGAGUAAGAGGAAGAAGAGCCAGAGCUGGAAUGAGAUGAGUAUUAUGGCUACUCAGCCUCCCUUCACAGACAACCCUUGGAUGAAGGCAGAUGAUGGGUUCACUGCCUCUGUGGCAUGGCAGUCCCUGUCCCUCAGGGACGAUGCAGGACCCAGCCACAGCACUACCAGCACCUCUUACAGCCAGCCUCCGUGGUCUCCUCUGAAGCCUGGGAAGAAUUCAUCGGCCUCAAAUCAGUAUCCAAACCGAAACCAAUUAGAUCAACCUAAGGACACCUCACAACACGGGAUGAUGGGCCCGUCAAAGCAGGCAACAGAGGCAAAGUCUUUGGCCACAGAGGAGAGUGCAGACAUAGAUCUCUACAUGAGACCCAGCUUUGAGCAGCUGAGGAAAGCCCACUUCAGAGAAGACAAAGAGGUGCUCCUGGCUCGGAGAUCCAUAGUCGAAGAUGACGAUGAGGAUGACGAUACGGAGAAUGCGGAUUACAUCGUCCCCAAGCUAAACUAUUGCAGCUUCACCGCCAGUGGUGGGGGAUACGCAGCACCGAUGAGCAAGCGGACACAGACAGUAGAUAUGGCGAAGAAGAAGACAACUCCCUCGGAUAAGUGAUGAGUGGGUGUCUGUGUCUUGGCCACUGUCUCUGCGCCAUCACCAUCACCAUGCUUAUGUUUCACCCCACCUGUAUGAGUCAAGGUGUACAGUACCGAUGUGUUACUACAUCAAUAGACUUGUAAUAAAUGCACACCUCAAAACGUUA